This is a messenger RNA of Sitophilus oryzae (rice weevil), 866 nucleotides long. RefSeq lists its product as uncharacterized. NCBI's taxonomy places the organism in Eukaryota, Metazoa, Arthropoda, Insecta, Coleoptera, Curculionidae. The transcript has 7 exons. The record is from RefSeq and is a predicted model, not a curated record. The coding region runs from base 374 to 733 and encodes 119 amino acids.
UUUUGUCAUUUGUCAUACCAUUUUGUUUUGGUUUUGGCAUGUGAUUUCAAAUGCAUUUGUUUCUGGCCUUUUGAUUUUGAAAUGGGAAUAGAAAUUAAGAAAAGGCAUUCUUUAUAUUUACGUUUACCAGUUAAAAUUGUAGACGAACAACAGAUUUUAAGCUUGCAUCCAAAUAUUACUCACGUCCGUCUACCAAGACAGAAAUCGCGUCGCUGGUGCACAGUAGACUUUGAAAAUCGACAAGAGUUGGAAACAGUGUUUAAGGAUUUGAAGAAAACUAAAGUGGAAGGAAAAAAAAUUGUCGUAAAAGAUCUUAAAAGAAAGCCAAAACAACCAAGUAAACAUACUACUCAACUAUUUUAAUAUUACAAAGAUGCGAGAUUUUGUGGACAACCCUUAUGUAGAUGAAUUUAGUAGUGAUCUGGAAAAUUGGGAUGAUGAUGAAAUGCCUAUUGCUGUCAGAGUUGAUCUGCAAGAUGUAUUAAACUUGAUGGAUGAUAACCCUUAUGUAGAUAUGGAUGAGUCUGUCGUUUCCUUAGAUAAUAUUUUGGAAAGUGAUGAUUCUGAGUAUGAUCCGGAAUUUGAUGUGGAAAGUUCUGAUACCGACUUGGAGGAGUCAGAUGUUGAUGAAGAUAAUUUUGAAAGUAACGGUAUACAAGACUCAAAUACUGAAGCUGAAGCAGAAUCAUCUCCUAAGCUACCAGAUGAAUUAAGUGUCUCUGAUCCAGAAUAAAAUUGUAAUUUUUUCAUCAUUCUGUUUAUAUUAGUUUUAAGAGAUUAAAAUACCUGGUUGUAAUUUUCUAAACAUGUAGAUUCUAACUGAUAUAUAUAUAUAUAUAUAUUAAUAUAGUUUAUUGUGUUUUGAA